Molecule: messenger RNA, 1328 nt
Organism: Manis javanica (Malayan pangolin)
Lineage: Eukaryota; Metazoa; Chordata; Mammalia; Pholidota; Manidae
Source: RefSeq, a predicted model, not a curated record
AUGGGGCACUGGGCGCUGCUGCCUGGCUGGGUUUCUGCUACACUGAUGCUGGCGCUGGCCGCUCUGCCUGCAGCGCUGGCCGCCAACAGCAGUGGUCGAUGGUGGGGCAUCGUGAACGUAGCCUCCUCCACAAACCUGCUGACCGACUCCAAGAGUCUGCAACUGGUGCUCGAGCCUAGUCUGCAGCUGCUGAGCCGCAAACAGCGGAGGCUGAUCCGCCAGAACCCGGGGAUCCUGCAUAGCGUGAGCGGAGGGCUGCAGAGCGCUGUUCGAGAAUGCAAGUGGCAGUUUCGCAACCGCCGCUGGAACUGCCCCACCGCUUCGGGGCCCCAUCUCUUCGGCAAGAUCGUCAAUCGAGGCUGUCGAGAAACAGCAUUUAUCUUCGCCAUAACCUCGGCCGGGGUUACCCAUUCGGUGGCGCGCUCCUGUUCUGAGGGCUCCAUCGAGUCCUGCACGUGCGACUAUCGGCGGCGUGGUCCUGGGGGGCCCGAUUGGCAUUGGGGGGGCUGCAGCGACAACAUCGAUUUCGGCCGCCUUUUCGGCAGAGAGUUUGUGGACUCCGGGGAGAAGGGGCGGGACCUGCGCUUCCUCAUGAACCUCCACAACAACGAGGCGGGCCGCACGACCGUGUUCUCCGAGAUGCGCCAGGAGUGCAAGUGCCACGGGAUGUCCGGCUCGUGCACAGUGCGCACGUGCUGGAUGCGGCUGCCCACGCUGCGCGCCGUGGGCGACGUGCUGCGCGACCGCUUCGACGGUGCCUCGCGCGUCCUCUAUGGCAACCGCGGCAGCAACCGCGCCUCGCGGGCGGAACUGCUGCGCCUUGAGCCUGAAGAUCCCGCGCACAAGCCGCCCUCCCCACACGACCUCGUCUACUUCGAGAAAUCGCCCAAUUUCUGCACAUACAGCGGACGCCUGGGUACAGCUGGCACGGCGGGGCGCGCCUGCAACAGCUCGUCUCCCGCUCUGGACGGCUGCGAGCUGCUUUGCUGUGGCCGGGGCCACCGCACGCGUACACAGCGCGUCACCGAGCGCUGCAACUGCACCUUCCACUGGUGCUGCCACGUCAGCUGCCGCAACUGCACGCACACGCGCGUUCUGCACGAGUGUCUGUGAGGUUCAGCGCGCACUCGCCCCCAGCAGCCUUCUCCUCAAGCCCAGCCCCAGAUUCGCUGGCACCUAACACCCCGAUAUGCACCCACCAAGUCCCUCCAGACUGCCACAUUCCCUGCGAUUCUUACUUACCCGAUCAUUUCUCCCACCUCCUCCUACCUGGGGACUCCUGAAACCACUUGCCUGGGGCGGAAUGAACCCUCUUGACUUACUGAUGA